This is a messenger RNA of Brassica oleracea var. oleracea, 530 nucleotides long. Its product is annotated as signal recognition particle 9 kDa protein-like. The transcript has 4 exons. The record is from RefSeq and is a predicted model, not a curated record. Gene Ontology annotation, molecular function: 7S RNA binding. Gene Ontology annotation, biological process: SRP-dependent cotranslational protein targeting to membrane; negative regulation of translational elongation. Bases 82 to 393 code for a protein of 103 amino acids. NCBI's taxonomy places the organism in Eukaryota, Viridiplantae, Streptophyta, Magnoliopsida, Brassicales, Brassicaceae. Gene Ontology annotation, cellular component: signal recognition particle, endoplasmic reticulum targeting.
UCUUAUUUUUUUGUUGAUUCUCCCAGAGAUUGCAAUUAAUUCAGUAGCCCCAAGUCCGUUCUUAGCUUAAGCUGAAUCUCGAUGGUUUACAUAGUUUCAUGGGACGAAUUCGUAGAUCGAUCUCUUCAGCUUUUCAAAGCUGAUCCCGAAUCUACUCGGUAUGUUGUCAAGUAUAGACAUUGUGAUGGCAAGUUGGUUCUCAAGGUUACUGAUAACAAAGAGUGUCUCAAGUUCAAGACGGACCAAGCACAAGAAGCAAGGAAGAUGGAGAAACUGAAUAACAUAUUCUUCACCCUCAUGGCCAGAGGACCUGAUGUUGAUCUUUCUGAAGUGAACGGGAAAGAACAGAUGGAGACACAAUCUGUGAAGAAAGGAAGAGGAAGGAAGCAAUAAGUCCCAUGAUUCUGUUUUUCUUUUUUUUUUGAGCAACGAUUCUGUUUUUCUUUCUUUCUUUCUUUUUGGUAUCAAGAUUUUGAUCCAUUUAUGGGGGAAGAUAUUUUGAGAUGGGAAUUGUGAUGAAAGGAUUAUUA